Molecule: messenger RNA, 4933 nt
Organism: Phascolarctos cinereus (koala)
Lineage: Eukaryota; Metazoa; Chordata; Mammalia; Diprotodontia; Phascolarctidae
Source: RefSeq, a predicted model, not a curated record
CUUUCUUCCCUUCCCUUCCCUUCCGUUGCGCUGGGCUCCGGCCUCCUGGGCUCGGCCCCGCUCCUGCCCCCGCAGCCCCGCCGGGCCUCCCCGGCCCUCGAGCUCUCGGGCUCGGCCGCAGCCGAGAGGGACAGGGGCGAUCGGGAGCCUCGGGAACAUGGCGGCGGCCGGGCCGGAGCGCGAGGCGGGCGGCGGAGCCGAGGAGCCGGCGGCGGAGCCCGAGGAGCCGGGGCCGGUCCCCGCGGCGGCCCCGCAGCCCCCGCCCCGGGCUCCCCCGCCGGCCGAGGCGCCCGCGCAGCCCGAGCCCCGGGAGCCCCCGGAGCCCCCGGAGCCCCUGGAGGCCGGCGAGGUGGCGCGGAGGCUUCAGAGGACGCGGCGCGAGCUGAGCAACCGCAGGAAGGUGCUGCUGCGGAACCUGCCGCCCGACACGCACAGCCAGGAGGUCCAUGAUUUGCUGAAAGACUAUGAAUUAAAGUACUGUUAUGUGGACAGAAACAAAAGAACAGCCUUUGUUACCUUAUUGGAUGGGGAGCAAGCCCAAAAUGCCAUCCAGACGUUUCACCAACAUUCGCUUCGUGGAAAGGAGAUAACUGUCCAGCUGCAGCCCACGGAUGCUUUGCUCUGCAUCACCAACCUGCCCCCUUCUUUGACUAUAGAAGAAUUUGAGGAGCUGGUCCGGACAUUUGGCAAUAUUGAGAGGUGCUUUUUGGUCUACAAUGAAAUCACUGGCCAUUCGAAGGGCUAUGGCUUUGUGGAGUACAUGAAAAAGGACUCUGCCGCUAAGGCGAGGUCAGAACUGUUGGGUAAACAGUUAGGAGGCUUCACUCUCUUUGCACAGUGGAUGGAUGUGAAUCAGCUGGCCACCAAUCUCAUUCAUUCUAAGUGCCUAUGCAUCGAUAGACUUCCCAGAGACUUCACCGACUCCCAAGAGCUCUUGCAGAUUUUCUCUUUUAGUCACAAGCCUGUGUUUGGUCAGUUGGCACAGGAUGAAGGGAACUAUGCAGGCGGGUUUGCUGUAGUUGAAUAUGACACUGCAGAACAUGCUGAGGACGUUCAGCAGGCGGCUGAUGGGAUGAUGAUCCAGGGAAGCCAGGUCCAGGUGUCCUUCUGUGCCCCCGGAGCGUCUGGACGAAGUACCUUAGCAGCGCUGAUUGCCGCGCAAAGAAUGAUGCGCAAUAAUCGAAAGGGUUUACUUCCAGAGCCAAAUCCAGUCCAGAUUAUGAAGAGUUUAAACAACCCUGCCAUGUUGCAGAUUUUGCUGCAACCACAGUUACAUGGACAUGCUGGUAAGCCAGCGGUUCUCGGAGCCCCUGCCAGUUUGCCUCAUCUGGUGAACCCAUCCAUCACCCCUGCAUUUUUGCAGUUGAAUAAAAUACACCAGCAGAAUUCAGUUAUGAGCAAUACCUCUCGUUUAUUGCUUCAGAAUCUCUCUUACUUACAACUGGCCCAGCAACAGCUGAUGAAGAUAGAGAAUAUUCAUGCAAACAGUAAACCUGGAUUACUGGGUGAACCCCCAGCUAUGGUUCUUCAGACACUAGGAGCCGGGGCAGCGCCGUCCCUGAAGUCAGAGUUGGGGCACCGAGGAGAAGAACAUAAAACAGGAGCAGGGAUCUUACCAUUCUUUCCAAAUCAGCACAUGGUUGGCCAAGGUGGGCCAGGGCCAAGCACUCCUCAGGACAAACCGUCAGCCACACUGGGAUCGCCAGAAGGAACCAUCUCAGGGCCGCAGAGUUAUCUUCCGGGCUUUACUAAUCCUGCUGCUGGAGGUCUGGGGACAGCUCAGCCCAGGCAACACAAUCAGCCCAAAAGCACCGAAGAAAGUUCAGGGACUGUCUCUAAAAAUCAGACUUCGCUUUUGGGGGAACCACCAAAAGAAAUCCGACUUAGUACCAACCCGUACUUGAACUUGGCCAGUGUAUUGCCUGGGGUACAGUUGCCCUCCCCAGUUGCAAGUAAGACCAUGAGUGCUCUACCCCAGACUGGAAUCACAAGCAACAUAGUGGAUGCCAUCUCUCAGGGAACCUCAUCACAACAUGCAUUGGAAAAUUACAUUAGUUAUUCUCAGCAAUUUGGUGAUUAUUCACAGGUAUCUUCACCUUUAAGAAAUGAAAAGAGAGGCUCCUCAUACCUCAUUUCUGCCCCUGAAGGGAGCUCGGUGGAAUUUGUUGACCAACAUUCUCAGGGCACAGGAGGGUAUUAUGCAGAAUCCUAUUUAAAGAAGAAACGCGUCUACUGAGGUUCCCUCCAUUGGUCGGUCUUCCUGUCUGCUCCGCGUAGCUCAUUUCCAGGAUCUCUGCUGUUCAUCGCUGCCUUAAAGUCCGCCAGACUAGCCAUCUCUUUGAAAAAAAUGGAUCACCGUUCCCAGGAGGAGCAUCGAGUGCUUCACAGAUGGCAGAUUUGCCAAAUGAAAAUAAGAAGCAAUAAUUUUAAAAAAAAGACAUCCACUGAGACCAUUUCCCGCUAGUAUUAGGUGCAUCCUAAAUAAUGUGUUAAACUUAUCAUAGAUUGCUGAGAUUAACAAUUGUUCAUUAUUUUCUGACUGCAGAAACCAAUUUUCCCAUAAUCAUUUUGAUACCUUCUCUAAUCGUCUAAAGCAAUAAAGAGGAAACCUUUGUUUCCUGAGCCUUAGAAGGGUGAGUCUAAUGACAGGUUGAUUUUUGUUUUCCUUUUAGUUUACCCUGUAAGCCAAUGUGCAUUCCAACCUGUUUCUGCUAGUUAGUUUCCUUUGUAGGUGUGAGAGAUCAUGAUGUAGCAGGAAAAACACUGUAUUUGGAGUCGAGUUCCAACUACUUCCUGUUACCACUUGGUUGACCUACGUAUACCUAAAUUCCCUAGUUUCCUCAUCUAUAAAAUGAAGAGGUUGGACCCAUUGACCUUUAAGACUUUUUUGAACUCUAAGUCUAUGAUUGUCUGAGCUUUGCCCACAGUUGUAAAAAAAAGCACGUUCCAAACAGCAGCCAUGACCUUGUUUUGAGAAAGCUUUAUAUGCAAAAAGAAAUUCCUGGGAUACAAUCAGCUUUGCAGCACAAACUCCACGUGGAGACAUACAGGUAGUGUGAUUGUUUGGUAGAAGAUGGUUAGCCAUAGCUUUAUUUCUUUUGUAGCUAUUUUACUUUGAAAGUUUGAGAAUUACUUUGCAUUUUAAAAAUCACUUUUUUUUUUACUUACAUGUGUGAAACAGUGAGAAACAACUAAAUAGACAGAAUCACCUUUCUUUUUCCAUUAUAAUUGUGAAAAACUAUUUUUGAUGAUGUUGUUACCAUUUCUUUUGGCUUGGGUAAUCGAGUCCUCACAAGAGGGAGCUAGCUAACUUUGACUUGGUUUUCAAGGCUCUGGGUACUUUGGGGAAAGGCCUUUGGCCCUCUGAAAGGUCCAUGAAUUUGAAUCAGUCCAUACCUCCCACCCCUGAGAGUCUUGACGUUCAUUCACAACACACUUGUGGGUGGCAGGGAGGCCAAGGCUCCUUACUCGGCUUCCUGACAGAGAGCUGAGGCACGAGGUCAUUCAGUCAUUUUGGUAACCAUGUCCUUCAUUCUUCCAAAGCAGUCAAGUGAUCAGUAUCUUCCUUCCUGUUACCCAAUGAGAUAAGUAAGCUGAAGCACUAUAUAAAUGCUAGUUUUUGUUAUUAGUAGUAGUAGUAUUCUGAAGGAGCCUACUGUGGUACCAGUAUUUAUUACCUCUUUGGUCUUGAAGACCAAAUGAGAUAUUUGUGAAGUGCUUAGCACAGUGCCUGGCACAUAGUAGGUGCUUAAUAAAUGCGUGUUUCCCCCUCCCCUCCCAUGAGUCUAAACCUUAAUUUACCAUCUUCAGUAUAAACCCUGACCUGUACAGUGCCUGACAGUACUGGCACUAAGCCUGGAGGAGACAGGAAGCCCCUACAAUCCAGAAAGUUUCCAGAUGUGUGAGACACAAAUGCUGUAAUUGAGCAAGCAGACCCGGGCUCUUCAAGGAGCCGAAGCUUGUGCAGAAUAGAAUUGAAGGUUGUGAUUCGUUCUGUUUCAGACACAAAGGAAAUCUGCCCUAUUUUAAUUACGUCGUAUGGUAUGAUGCUUAAUAAUACUUUUCUGUACUCUGUAGAGAAUUUUCAUUUGCUUAACUUCCUGCCUGUUCUUUCUGUUCCUUAAAUCACAUCUGUUUCAUUCCAGCAUGUAGCCAAGUGCCUUGCACACAGUGGGCACUUAAUAAAUGCUUGUUGAUUGAUCACACAUUUUGAAAAUUAAACUAACGGGGUAGAUACAUAGCACUUUCUAAGAAUUUUUCAACUUGCAGAUGAUUGAUCGAAUGAGGCUAGGACUAGAUUCAUGAUUUCAUUGAUAAAGGGAACUCCCAGUGGGGAAACUUCCUCUGCCAAUGAAGAUGGCAUAUGGGCAUCUGCUAUAGGUCAUGUGAUCUGUCCAAGGUCACUCAGCAUGGAGGGGGGUGGACAUGGGAGGGGGAGGGCCUUGAACACCAGGUGUCCUGGCUAUCAACCCCACCAUGCUGCCUCUUAUCUUUAGCAAUAUAAUGUGAUUAUUCAACAGCUUGCUUGUCAUUGAUUUGUGCCCCAUGUUUUCCUUUCCCGUGUUCCUUCCUGCCCUGCAUUCAGUGUUUUCAGGGAUCAGUAGCCCUUCUCAAGAGAAGCAAACAGGAAAGCAGAGAAGGAAAACUCCAGCAUCAGGACUGUUAACCAGCAGCUGCACAGACCCAUUAACGUUUGUUUGUGGAGAGGAUUAAAGUCUUGGCCUACCAUGAAGAGUUGGAGUUUCUUGGAAUUUUUUAUCUGGGCUAUUGCUAUUGCUUGUUACGACCAUAAUUAGUAACCAGGCCCAUUACUGGGGGGGAGAAGGGGGGGAAACCAUGAAAAUUAUGUAUCAUAGUUAUUUUUCUAUGUAAUCAAACUAAAAUGCUCUGUGUUCAUCUAAUUCUUAAUAUUAAAAAGACACAUGCAUGUCAA